Octopus bimaculoides (California two-spot octopus) is the source of this 872-nucleotide messenger RNA. RefSeq names its product cysteine-rich secretory protein LCCL domain-containing 2-like. The record is from RefSeq and is a predicted model, not a curated record. NCBI's taxonomy places the organism in Eukaryota, Metazoa, Mollusca, Cephalopoda, Octopoda, Octopodidae.
AGAUGCAUGUGUUUGUGCAUACGUGUGUGUGUGCGUGUGUGUGUGCGUGCGUGUGUGUUUGUGCAUUUUACUGCAUCCAGGAAAUUUUCUGCUGAAUCAGCUAUCUGUUCCCCUAUUUUCCACUCUUCGUCCUUCAUUUCCAGUUUCAAACAAUAAACAACAACUGAAAGCACAAUUCUACUGAUGUGGAAUAUUGUCUCUAUUUUCCGUCUCUUCUAUGAUGUAACAGAGUUCCAGGUGUAAUCAACUGCACAGAGCAGAAAGUGCUGAAAUAAGGAGGAGUAAAAAACCUAAGCAAUUAAAUUGGGUGGAUUUGUAUCUCUUAUUACAAAUAUUAUCGAACUGUUUUACUUACUGUGUUGGCUAUUCUUCUAUUGAAGGAGUCAAAGAUGUUCAUGGCUCCAUGUGUUCUGCUUCUGGUCAUUUUGCCUUUGAUGUCCACUAAACUUAUUAACAAUGAAUACCUACAGAAAUUCAUCGUCCGUUUCCAUAACAAGAUCCGAGGUCAAGAGAGGGCUGCUGACAUGAUGAAACUGAGUUGGAGUUUUCAGUUAGCAAAAGAAGCUGACCAAUGGGCCCAUAAAUGUGUGUUUGAACAUGCAAUGAUAGCCCGUGGUCAGAAUCUUGGUCUUAUCGGUGAUCCAGGUUCGAUAAAGUACAACAUCCAGCACAUAAUGCAGCUCUGGGUUGAUGAAAAGAAGAAGUAUGAUCCUAGGAAGAAAGGUUGCAACAACAGUUGUCAUUAUACUCAGCUGGUCUGGGCCAAAACAACCCAUGUAGGAUGCUCCAUUCAUUUUUGUAACAAUUUCGGAACUUCGAAACGUUUUACAAACUACAUGUUCUUCGUCUGCUUCUACUCUCCUCGCAUAUAA